Molecule: messenger RNA, 699 nt
Organism: Dentiscutata erythropus
Lineage: Eukaryota; Fungi; Glomeromycota; Glomeromycetes; Diversisporales; Gigasporaceae
Source: the annotation of a GenBank genome assembly
AUGAGAAAACCCACUAGAAGUCCCAAAAAAAAUCCUAAUUUACCACUGACUAAUCAGGGACUUUUUAAAGUUAAAUUUACGGGAAUUCAAGCCAAAAUAUCUUUUCGCUGUGAUACUUUUUUAAUUGCUAAGGUAAAAAAUACCCUCGCUAGUCAGCAUUUAGCCGGUAAUUACCAAUAUCCUAAUCUCAGUUAUUUUUUUCGUUCGGCUCUUCAUGCUUAUCAGUGUGGAAUUGCUUUGACUUACCAACGGGAACCGAAUAACCCCAGAAAGGAAGUGUCUUUUCGUUUGACGGAAGAACUAAUGACUUUUUAUAAUUCGUUGCCGUUGAGUUCAAGGACAGAAAUAAUGGAACGGGCUUUGGGGAACCCUUACCAAAAGGCAAGAGCCAGACAGCGACUUUCCCCGGAAGUAAAAAAACCGUUUGAAACGGUUUAUGAAAUAAAAGACGAAUACAAAGUUCCUAGUUAUGAGGAAUUUGUGAGAAAUUAUGAAAGUAAUGAGAGGGUGAAUUAUGAUGAUUUAAGAGAUGGUGAUGUUGGAAGUAGUAAAGGUUAUGGACCUACUUGUUCUGAUUGUCGCAAAUAUGAUGAUCCUGAUUGUCCUCAUUAUUUAGGUGAUGGUGAAGGAGGAUAUAUACCUCUAUAUUUAUCUUGUCCAGCAAGAGGAUGUGGCGGUGAUGGAAAUCAGUAUCAGUGA